CUCUUUGGUGCUAAGACUAUUGGUCGGAGAAGUCCUGAUGGACCAGUGUUGAGCAAAGCUGAAUUUGUUGAGAAAGUUCGUCAGAGUAACCAGGCCUGUCAUGAUGGAGAUUUUCAUACAGCUAUUGUUCUGUACAAUGAAGCCCUGGCUGUUGACCCUCAGAACUGCAUCUUAUACAGCAAUAGAUCUGCAGCCUAUAUGAAAAUCCAGCAGUAUGACAAGGCACUGGACGAUGCAAUCAAAGCUCGACUUCUCAAUCCCAAAUGGCCAAAGGCAUACUUCCGACAGGGUGUUGCCCUCCAGUACCUCGGACGUCAUGCCGAUGCCCUGGCAGCCUUUGCAUCUGGACUGGCUCAGGACCCCAAGAGUCUCCAGCUUCUGGUGGGGAUGGUAGAAGCGGCCAUGAAAUCUCCCAUGAGAGACUCCCUCGAGCCCACUUAUCAGCAGCUUCAGAAAAUGAAACUGGACAAGAGCCCCUUUGUGGUCGUAUCUGUGGUUGGGCAGGAACUCCUGACAGCUGGCCAUCAUGGCGCCUCUGUGGUUGUCUUAGAAGCUGCUCUCAAGAUUGGCACCUGCAGCCUCAAACUGAGAGGUUCGGUUUUCUCCGCCCUGAGCAGUGCUUACUGGUCUCUUGGAAACACAGAGAAGAGUACUGGAUACAUGCAGCAGGACUUGGAUGUAGCCAAGACCUUAGGUGACCAGACAGGAGAAUGCCGAGCUCAUGGGAAUCUGGGCUCUGCAUUCUUCUCCAAAGGAAAUUAUCGGGAGGCUCUCACUAACCACAGGCACCAGUUGGUGCUCGCCAUGAAACUCAAGGAUCGAGAGGCAGCUUCAUCAGCCCUGAGCAGUCUGGGCCACGUGUACACAGCCAUUGGUGACUACCCCAAUGCACUGGCCAGUCACAAACAGUGUGUUCUUCUUGCCAAGCAAUCCAAAGAUGAGCUUUCAGAGGCCCGAGAACUUGGCAACAUGGGAGCUGUGUAUAUUGCCAUGGGUGACUUUGAGAACGCUGUGCAGUGCCAUGAGCAGCAUCUGAAGAUAGCCAAGGACCUGGGGAACAAGCGAGAAGAGGCCCGGGCCUACAGUAACCUGGGCAGUGCCUAUCACUACAGGAGAAACUUUGACAAGGCCAUGUCUUAUCACAACUACGUGCUGGAGCUGGCACAGGAGUUGAUGGAGAAGGCCAUUGAGAUGCGGGCCUAUGCCGGCCUGGGCCAUGCUGCCAGGUGCAUGCAGGAUUUGGAGAGAGCUAAACAGUACCAUGAGCAGCAGCUGGGCAUUGCUGAAGAUCUCAAGGACCGGGCUGCAGAGGGGCGAGCGUCCUCCAAUCUGGGAAUCAUACACCAGAUGAAAGGCGAUUAUGAUACUGCACUGAAACUCCACAAGACCCACCUGUGCAUCGCCCAGGAGCUGAGUGACUACGCUGCCCAGGGCCGUGCCUAUGGGAACAUGGGUAAUGCCUACAGUGCUCUGGGCAUGUACGACCAGGCUGUCAAGUACCACCGGCAGGAGCUGCAGAUCUCCAUGGAAGUGAAUGACCGUGCCUCCCAGGCAUCCACACACGGGAACCUGGCUGUGGCUUACCAGGCCCUGGGUGCCCAUGACCGGGCCCUGCAACAUUAUCAGAACCACCUGAACAUUGCUCGGGAGCUUCGUGACAUCCAGAGCGAGGCCCGGGCCCUCAGCAACCUGGGCAACUUCCACUGCUCUCGGGGGGAGUAUGUCCAGGCCGCCCCCUAUUAUGAACAGUACCUGCGUCUCACUCCUGACCUUCAAGACAUGGAAGGAGAAGGGAAGGUCUGCCACAAUCUCGGCUAUGCCCAUUACUGCCUUGGAAAUUACCAGGAGGCGGUAAAGUACUAUGAGCAGGAUCUGGCGCUGGCCAAAGACCUUCACGACAAAUUGAGCCAGGCGAAAGCUUACUGCAACUUGGGCCUAGCCUUCAAGGCUCUGCUGAACUUCAGCAAAGCUGAAGAGUGUCAAAAGUACCUACUGUCCCUCGCCCAGUCCCUGAAUAAUUCCCAGGCUAAAUUUCGAGCCCUAGGGAACCUGGGUGAUAUAUUCAUCUGUAAAAAAGAUAUAAACGGUGCAAUAAAAUUCUAUGAGCAGCAGCUGGGCUUAGCUCACCAUGUAAAGGACAGAAGACUGGAAGCCAGUGCGUAUGCAGCACUGGGCACGGCGUACCGCAUGAUCCAGAAAUACGACAAGGCCUUGGGUUAUCACACGCAGGAACUAGAGGUCUAUCAGGAGCUGAGCGAUUUGCCGGGGGAGUGCAGAGCUCACGGGCACCUGGCUGCUGUCUACAUGGCCCUGGGGAAAUACACAAUGGCGUUCAAGUGUUACGAAGAGCAGCUGGAUCUAGGGCAGAAGCUGAAGGACCCCAGUCUGGAAGCCCAGGUCUAUGGCAACAUGGGCAUCACAAAGAUGAACAUGAAUGUGAUGGAAGAAGCCAUCGGCUACUUCGAGCAGCAGCUGGCCAUGCUGCAGCAGCUAAGUGGAAAUGAGUCUGUGCUCGACAGGGGCCGGGCCUACGGCAACCUGGGAGAUUGCUACGAGGCCCUGGGUGACUAUGAGGAAGCUAUCAAGUACUACGAGCAGUAUCUGUCUGUUGCCCAGAGUCUUAAUCGCAUGCAAGACCAAGCCAAGGCUUACCGGGGGCUAGGAAAUGGACACAGGGCAAUGGGGAGCUUGCAGCAGGCCCUCGUGUGCUUUGAAAAGAGGCUCGUGGUCGCCCAUGAGCUCGGGGAGGCCUUUAAUAAAGCCCAGGCCUAUGGAGAGCUAGGAAGUCUGCACAGCCAAUUAGGGAAUUACGAACAAGCCAUUUCCUGUCUGGAACGCCAACUGAACAUUGCUAGAGAGAUGAAAGAUCGAGCGCUGGAAAGUGACGCGGCCUGUGGCCUCGGUGGCGUUUACCAGCAGAUGGGGGAGUAUGAUACAGCCCUGCAGUACCACCAGCUUGACCUGCAGAUAGCAGAGGAAACCAAUAACCCCACGUGCCAGGGGCGAGCCUAUGGGAACCUGGGCCUGACAUACGAAUCCCUGGGCACCUUCGAGAGGGCUGUGGUCUAUCAAGAACAGCACUUGAGCAUCGCGGCACAGAUGAAUGACCUGGUGGCCAAGACGGUGUCAUAUAGCAGCCUUGGAAGGACCCAUCAUGCCUUGCAGAACUAUUCCCAGGCAGUAAUGUACUUACAGGAAGGUUUAAGGUUAGCUGAGCAACUGGGCCGAAGAGAAGAUGAAGCCAAAAUUCGCCACGGUCUUGGUCUGUCCCUUUGGGCUAGUGGGAAUCUGGAGGAAGCCCAACACCAGCUCUACAGGGCAUCGGCCUUGUUUGAAACAAUCCGACAUGAGGCGCAGCUGAGCACGGACUACAAACUGUCCCUCUUUGACCUGCAGACUUCCUCCUACCAGGCCUUGCAGCGGGUGCUUGUCAGCCUUGGCCAUCAUGAUGAAGCCCUGGCUGUGGCAGAAAGAGGACGGACGAGGGCAUUUGCCGAUCUUCUGGUAGAACGACAGACAGGACAGCAGGACUCCGACCCAUACUCCCCAGUCACCAUUGAUCAGAUCUUAGAGAUGGUUAAUGGCCAGAGGGCACUAGUGCUUUACUAUUCCCUAGCCGCUGGCUACCUGUAUAGCUGGCUGCUUGCUCCUGGGGCAGGAAUUCUGAAGUUUCACGAACACUACCUGGGUGAUAACACAGCGGAAAACUCGGGCGACUUCCAGACUGCCAGUAGUGCGGCCCUUCCAACAGCCACGAGCUCGGCCCUGGAGCAGCACAUCGCCAGUGUGCGGGAGGCCCUGGGGGUGGAGUCUUACUACUCAAGGCCCUGUGCCAGCAGUGAGACAGAGAGCGAAGCCGGAGACCUCACGGACCAGCAGUUUGAAGAGAUGAACAACAAGCUCAACUCGGUUACCGACCCCACUGGCUUUCUGCGGAUGGUUCGCCGCAAUAACCUCUUUAACAGCACCCUGACCCUGGUGCAGGCCCACACGACAGAGCUGCAGGCCUCAGAGAGGCUGCCCCUUAUCCUGCAGAGUGUUCUGGAACUUAUGCUGAAGACUGGAAGGCCAGUGCCCGUGUGCAUGUGGCGGGGGCCCGGUGCAGGGACCCCGCAGGCCUGUCCCAUCGAGGGCAGCAGCACGUGUGGAAUAGUUGUGGAUCCUGGCCAGGCCCAGGAGGGAAAGCUGCCUUUUGGUCUUUUCUCAGGAAACGACCCAGCUGCCACCACCGCCAGCAGCCCAGAGUAUUUACCAAAGCUCGGAGACCAGACUCCGGGAGGCCCAGGGAGGCGCGGGGCUGUGCACACGCCCACCGUGGUCAGCAGCGAGCGCGCCAUCGGCGUGGGCCCCGAGCAGAUCCAAGAGGGCUGUGCCCGUGGCUCUGUCUCACCCUGCGGGACUGCUUCCCCACCUCCCACCUGUCGUCCGAGGGUCUUGCCAGAGCAGCUCAUGCCAGGGCCGUGCUGUCUGCCGAGAACAGAUCCGUCGGCCCCUGCCACCGCAGUCCUUAACAGACCCCACGGAGAGCCCAGAGUGCCUGCAUCUGUGGGGGCCCGGCUCUCAGACAGGGAGGACGUGCUUGACGGGCCCUUGGACAGCAGGCCGCCGGCCUUCCCAGCCCACACGUCCUGGCCGCUGUGUGCAGCCAGGUGGGAGGAAAUGCAGAAGCAUUUGGCCAAGGACACGUGGCACUCGCCCGGUAUUUUUCAGGAGGCCGUGCCCCCUGCCUGGGCCCUCCAGACUUCCCUCACUCAGGGAGCCAGGGGUGGCCGGCCGUCUGGACUCCUGUCUGACGCUACCCUCCCCUGGCUGGGUGACCUUGGCCAAGCUGUUUCUCCUCCUCAAGUACCUGUGUCCUCAUUAGAAAAUGAGGACGACCCCACAGAGUGUGUCAGCAGCUGGCACAGGGCCUGGGACACGUUGACACUCAGUGAUGUUGGUGGAAUGCUGCACUUGCUGUUUGGGACUAGUCUGUCAUAUGAAGCAGAGGACCCAAGGCACAAAUCAGCCCUUGGGUUUUCUGUGGCCACUUUGCGGCACUUGAGAGCUUUCCCGGAGGUACUUGUUGACAUGUGUUGGGGACACACCGUCCCGGACACGGAGGAGGAGGUGCGAAGCGGGUGGCUAUCCCGUGUGGGAAUGUCAGGUGGGAUGGGCUGCAGCGACGCCUCCUCAGAGGGCCGCCUAGUGACAACGAAGCUCCCUGUACAUGGAGGGUGCAGGCGGAUCCUCCGAACCCUGGUGACCUGUGUGCAGCACAUAGCUCUUAAGCCAGAAGCCAGGACACAGGCAUCAUGGAGUUUACCCAAGAAAAGGUGGACACCAGGGAAGGCCUACCUCUGCACAUCCAUCGGAGGCUCCUCAGCAGAGAACGUAUGGCAGGUGCUUAUAGCCGACAUGAGCCGUGCUUUCCUGUCUGACCUCGGGCGGGGCCCUCCCCAGCCUGCCUUCCACGUCUCUCCCCAGCCUUGUUCUCUGCUGACCUCACGGGCCUCCUCUGCCCGGGCCAGGCCCUCCCCAGCCCUCACAAGCCAAGGCGGCCUCCUGGCAGGGCCGUCGUCAUGUCCUGGGUGGUCUUCCUGGCUGAUGGAGAAGCUGCCACCUGAAUUUUUAAAAAGUGAAAGAGCCACAGGGGGUUUGUACGGACUGAAUGUCCCGCCGGGCACAUGUCACUUUGGGUUAGCUGAGUGCCUUCUGCAGCCUCGGUCGAGCGCCCGCAGCAGCACGUCAGACGGAUUAGGCGCGCACAUUCACUCCUGCGGAGCACAGGCCAGCAGGGGUGGGGGUGACGGGCGUCUGGCUGUGACUGUCCCCAGAGCCAGGGUCAGGGCCAGGGCCAGGGCCAGCCGGCAGCCGGAUGCCCCGUGCUCUCACUCAGUCUUCUCCCCGGGUAGGCUCCGGGUGGCGUCCCCUUGUGUGGCAGUGGCCUUGGCUUCGUCUCUGUUCACACUCAGCCUGGGCCCAGUAACGGUGUCACAGAGGAAUCACGCCUACACUGCUCUUAGGGUUUUCGGACCAACGUGGCAUCCUCUGGCUUGGCCCUCGUGCUUCCUGGGUGCAUCCGUGUAUGUGGCUCGGCAACGCCCGGUGCAGGCAGGUCCCCACCUGCCGGGCCCCGGCUCAGGUGUCCACGCUUCCCGACAGGGCCUGAUGCACUCCAGCGGCCCCGUGGGCCGGCACCGGCAGCUGGUCCUGGUCCUGGAGGGGGAGCUCUACCUCAUCCCCUUCGCCCUCCUGAAGGGAAGCUCCUCCAACGAGUACCUGUACGAGCGCUUCGCCCUCAUCGCCGUGCCGUCCAUCCGCUCCCUCAGCCCACAGGCCAAGUCUCACCUGAGGAAGAACCCGCCCACGUCCUCCAGCUCCACGUCCAUGGCGGCCGUGGUCGGUAACCCGAAGCUCCCGCCGGCGGUGAUGGACAGGUGGCUGUGGGGGCCGAUGCCGUCGGCUGAGGAGGAAGCCUACAUGGUGUCAGAGCUGCUGGGCUGCCAGCCCCUGGUGGGCAGCGUGGCCACCAAGGAGAGGGUCAUGAGCGCCCUGACCCAGGCCGAGUGCGUCCACUUCGCCACCCACAUCUCUUGGAAACUGUCGGCCUUGGUCCUCACCCCCGGCGCUGACGGCAACCCGGCCGGCGGCAAGAGCUCCUUCGGCCACCCCUACACGAUCCCCGAGUCCCUGCGGGUGCAGGACGACGCCAGCGACGGGGACAGCAUCUCGGACUGUCCGCCCCUGCAGGAGCUGCUGCUCACGGCCGCCGACGUCCUGGACCUGCGGCUUCCCGUGAAGCUGGUGGUCCUCGGCUCCUCUCAGGAGUCCCACAGCAAGGUCACGGCGGACGGGGUCGUCGCGCUGACGCGGGCCUUCCUGGCUGCCGGCGCACAGUGUGUCCUCGUGUCCCUGUGGCCCGUGCCUGUGGCCGCUUCCAAGAUGUUUCUCCACGCCCUCUACUCAUCCCUGCUGAACGGCCUGAAAGCCAGUGCUGCCCUGGGGGAGGCCAUGAAGGCGGUGCAGAGCAGCAAGGCCUUCUCGCACCCAUCCAACUGGGCAGGGUUCCUGCUCAUCGGGAGCGACGUUAAGCUCAACAGCCCCUCGUCGCUCAUCGGCCAGGCCCUCACGGAGAUCCUCCAGCACCCGGAGCGCGCACGGGACGCCCUGCGAGUGCUGCUGCACCUGGUGGAGAAGUCCCUGCAGCGCAUCCAGAACGGGCAGCGCAACGCCAUGUACACGUCCCAGCAGAGUGUGGAGAACAAAGUGGGCGGCAUCCCCGGCUGGCAGGCCCUCCUCACCGCCGUGGGCUUCCGGCUGGACCCCCCUGCCAGCGGCCUGCCCGCAGCGGUCUUCUUCCCGACCUCCGACCCGGGCGACCGGCUCCAGCAUUGCAGCAGCACGAUCCAGUCCCUGCUGGGUCUGCCCAACCCUGCCCUCCAAGCCCUCUGCAAGCUCAUCACUGCCUCGGAGACUGGCGAGCAGCUCAUCAGCCGGGCUGUUAAAAAUAUGGUUGGAAUGCUCCACCAGGUGCUGGUUCAGCUGCAGGCGGGCGAGAAGGAGCAGGACUUCGCCUCGGCCCCCAUCCAGGUGUCCAUCAGCGUCCAGCUGUGGCGGCUCCCGGGCUGUCAUGAGUUCCUGGCGGCUCUAGGGUUCGAUCUCUGUGAAGUGGGUCAGGAGGAAGUAAUCCUGAAAACCGGGAAACAAGCCAACCGGCGAACCGUGCACUUUGCCCUGCAGUCUCUGCUCGCGCUCUUCGAUUCUACCGAGCUGCCCAAGCGCCUCAGCCUCGACAGCUCAUCCUCCCUGGAGUCUCUGGCCUCGGCCCAGUCCGUCUCCAAUGCCCUGCCCCUGAGCUACCAGCACCCGCCCUUCUCCCCCACCGGUGCGGACAGCAUCGCCUCGGAUGCCAUCUCCGUGUACAGCCUGAGCUCCAUCGCCUCCUCCAUGAGCUUCGUCUCCAAGCCCGAGGCGGGGUCGGAAGGCGGGGGCCCCCGCGGCCGGCAGGACUACGACCGGUCCAAGAACGCCUACCCGCAGCGGUCCACCCUGCCUCGGGGCCAGCUGUCCCCCCAGACCCGCCCUGCGGGCGGCAAAGAUGAAGAAGAAUACGAGGGCUUCUCCAUCAUCAGCACCGAGCCGUUGGCGGCCUACCCGGAAAACCGGAAGCUGCGCUUCUCGCCGGAUCACAAGCAGUCGCGAGUGGGGACGGCCGGGGGCGUGAAGGUUUCGGUAAGCUCCAAGGGCAGCGUGAGCACACCCAACUCUCCGGUUAAAAUGACUCUGAUUCCCAGCCCCAACUCUCCCUUCCAAAAGGUUGGCAAACUAGCAAGUUCAGACACGGGAGAAUCGGACCAGUCGAGCACAGAAACCGACAGCACCGUGAAAUCCCAAGAAGAGAGCAACCCAAAGCUCGAUCCACAAGAGUUGGCCCAGAAAAUUCUAGAGGAGACGCAAAGUCAUCUCAUCGCGGUGGAGCGGCUGCAGAGGGGCGGCGGCCAGGGCAGCAAGAACAGUCACCCGGAGGACGGCGGCGGCCCCGGGCCCAACGGCGGGGCCGUCUUCAGGGCGUCAGAGACCAGCGCGUUCAGCAGGCCUCCCCUCUCGCACCCCAAGGGUCAGCCAUCACCGGUCGCUGCUAAACCAAAGCCCCCAGCCAGAAUGUCUGUCUUCCAGUGUCGGGGUCAGGGCGCGAACGGGACACCCUUGCUGUCUGUCGGGGUGAAGGCGGAAAAGGCCCUAUGA
Molecule: messenger RNA, 8727 nt
Organism: Puma concolor (puma)
Lineage: Eukaryota; Metazoa; Chordata; Mammalia; Carnivora; Felidae
Source: RefSeq, a predicted model, not a curated record